Molecule: messenger RNA, 1466 nt
Organism: Penaeus monodon (black tiger shrimp)
Lineage: Eukaryota; Metazoa; Arthropoda; Malacostraca; Decapoda; Penaeidae
Product: methyltransferase-like protein 24
Exons: 6
Coding region: 299-1432 (377 amino acids)
Source: RefSeq, a predicted model, not a curated record
AAGAGAGAAAGAGAAAGAGCAGAAACAGAAAGCGAGAACAAAAGAAAAGAAGUGAGAGAGCGUGGCUGAAAAGGCCUCGAAUCAGCAAAUUCCAUCCACGACAUUCACAAGAAGGAGAUCGAAUCCCCUUUACUCGACUUCCUGAAAGCCUGGAUCAACCUUGCGUACUGUAAGAUCGAUAAUAUAAACGAAAAAUAGAAAGAAAAGAAAUAAAGAAAAAAAAACAGGGAAAGAAGAAUGAAUAAAGAAAUAGCAAAACAGAAGGAGGAAAACCAGAGGAGGAAAGUUACACAGUAAGAUGAUGCAGCAAAAUAUAAAUAUAAUCACUUCGCAUCCUUUGCCUGGGCGUCCGAGGCUCACUUUCCUGAACGCUCUGCAGAUGGCGCCCCCCUUGCUCUUUAGGCGUUUAAGGUUCACGGUUCUGAGUAUCUUGUGUUUUAUGCUGGUCUUGUACGUCAGACCACGCCCACUGCCACGUACGCCCACGUCCCCACUUACCAAAGUUGUUAUAGAGAGGUAUGUAGAAGCAUGGACCCCCUUAGUGGACGAGCCCGUGAACGCCGUUUCCACAUUCGUCCACAACACCUCUCUAGCUGGACACGAGCUCAAGGAACAGCUGGUCCUCCUCGACCAACUCUUCCUCCUCAUGACCAACAUCACCAAGCCAUGCAGGAAACUCGUUCGACAAGGCGGGAAGUUGUGCCGAGGAAAACUGGAUGGUGAUAAGAAACUGUGUUUGGAUCCGUUCGUUCGCCCAACAUCUAACAGCUGUUUGGUGUAUUCGUUUGGCAUUGGCUAUGACUUUAGCUUCGAUGCUGCCAUGGGCAAAUAUGGCUGCCGAGUGUUUUCCUUUGACGAUGACGACGCGCAUGAGCUGUUAGACAGGAAUCCUUUCCCUAGAGUGAAAUUCCUUCGACUCCGCCUCGCAGCUGGCAGGGGCGUGAAGGUCGAGCGAAGCUAUAACCCAGCAACGAAGAGCGAAUACAUCUACUUGUACCGGCCGCUCGAUAACAUCAUGUACCUUCUCGGUCACCCUAAAGCCAACGUCGAUGUUCUGAAGAUCGACGUCGAUGGCCCUGAGUGGGAGAUCUUCGAGGAUUCGAUAUUCAAGACCGAUAUUCUAGAACGCACGAGACAACUUUCCAUCGAGAUUCACCUGAGCGCGUUCCUGGAUCCGCAAUUAGACACCGGUCUUCCUCUCACCCAGACACUUCGGAAAUACACGAGGGUGUUCAGAGGUCUAGAAGAUCGAGGAUUCCGCCUGACGCACUACGAACCUAAUAUUUUUUAUUCGAAGUUUGUUAAGUUCGCUAGCAAGACUUUUAACGCCUAUUAUGAAUUGCUUUUUGUAAAUACACAACUAAAGAAAAUGAAAAAGAGUGAACAUGUGGAAAUAAGUGACGACAUCUUCAAGGAAAUAGAAUUUGAUUAGAGUAUAUGGAGUUGAAAUAAAUACUAAAGGUUGA